CAUAUUUCAGCAACCGAGACCCCCCACAUCGAGGCCGGCCCUUUCUGCGUUCCGCUGCUUCGCCGUGGAUAACGAGAACAGCCCCGGCGGUGCAUCGCGGUGGCCAUCGGCUGCGGGAUCCGGGAGCGUGCCGACGCGGAGGAAGAUCUCCGCCUUUACCUCGCAGAGAUCUCUCUCCCUACGCCGUAAGACCCAACUGAUCUUUGCUACAGCCACGGAAGAUUCUGCAAGGGCAUAGGGUUUCUUCCACCACCGACGCCUGCUUUGUCCCCACCCUCCCUCUCGCUUUCUCCAGUGCCGAUCCUCGGCCCGUAGCCACGCCCUCCCUGACGCUGAACGGCCCUCCCUAAAUCGAUCAGGACGAAGAGAGUAGUGGCGGCGAAUAUCCGUUCCAUGCUUUGAGAUUGGAGAAAACCACGUGUCCUCUUACCGAUAACCUCUUUAUUACGAAUGGCCCAUGUAUAGUUUUGAUCCCUAAACACCUAUUUUGUUCCCCUCUUCCCCCAAUUGGAUUUCAAUUGCUCCUUCUCCCCUUCCUGGAGACCACUUGCGUCCCUGAUUCAUCAGGUUCAAAUCGUUCACGAACCGUUAUCGGGAACAAUAAUCGUUCCUGAACAAGCCUAUAAUUUUGUUAUAUGUAUCGGUUUUAUCGUCCCAGGCGGUGGUGAUCACAUGUAGGGGAUUAUACGGUUGCGUGGUGAGUCAAGAAGGAUGUCACUUCAGGAAAGCCUCAAUAGAUUUAAGCAACAACAGGAGAAAUGCCAGUCAACUCUCAGCAGUAUAGCAGCUCGAGCUGCACCUUCGAAGGCUGCUCAGCCAUACAAAGCAACACCUUCAUCAGCUCCUCCAAAAGUUAUAGCAUCAGUGAAGUUCUCAAAUGAUACAGAAAGGCUGCAACACAUUAAUGCAAUUAGAAAGUCUCCUGUCGGUGCACAGCUUAAACGUGUUAUUGACCUACUUUUUGAGACAAGACAAGCAUUCACACCAGAAGACAUAAAUGAAGCAUGCUACGUUGAUGUAAAUUCUAAUAAGGCCCUGUUUGAUAGUUUGAAGAAAAACACUAAAGUGAAGUACGAUGGGAAGCGCUUCUCCUACAAGUCCAAGUAUGAUAUAAAGGGAAAAGAUCAACUGCUUUCACUGGUAAGAAAGUACCCAGAGGGGCUACAAGUUGUGGAGGUCAAAGAUUCAUAUCCAUCUGUUUUGGAAGACUUGCAGGCUUUGAAGGCGGCUGGCCAGGUCUGGCUAUUGUCCAACAUGGACUCUCAGGAGGACAUUGUCUACCCAAAUGACCCUAAGGUGAUGAUCAAAGUGGAUGAUGAUUUAAAGCAACUCUUCCGUGGAAUCGAGUUGCCAAGGGACAUGGUCGACAUCGAAAAGGAGCUUCAGAAGAACGGCAUGAAACCCGCCACCAACACCGCAAAGAGGCGGGCGAUGGCGCAAGUUCAUGGUGUCACCUCCAAGCCCAAACCGAAGAAGAAACGUGAAAUCACCAGGAGGACCAAGCUGACCAACGCCCAUCUUCCGGAGCUCUUUCAGAACCUGAACGUUCCGGAUUCUUGAUGCGGAUCUGGACCUCUCUAACUAUUUCAAAGGCGGUAAUGCUUGAAUUACUUUAUUGUCUAAUAGAUGCAUGCAAUAAUUACCAUAGAAUCUAUUUGCGUUUAUGAUUGGAUGUAUUUUUCAUUGCGGAGAUAUGUUUGGAUACUGGUCUUUUAUAUUGCUUCGAUAGAUGAUGAAGAAACCAUGUCUACCGUUCCAUUGAA
Molecule: messenger RNA, 1763 nt
Organism: Musa acuminata AAA Group (dessert banana)
Lineage: Eukaryota; Viridiplantae; Streptophyta; Magnoliopsida; Zingiberales; Musaceae
Product: transcription initiation factor IIE subunit beta-like
Exons: 6
Coding region: 712-1560 (282 amino acids)
Biological process (GO): transcription initiation at RNA polymerase II promoter
Cellular component (GO): transcription factor TFIIE complex
Molecular function (GO): TFIIH-class transcription factor complex binding
Source: RefSeq, a predicted model, not a curated record